This is a messenger RNA of Achroia grisella, 1781 nucleotides long. RefSeq lists its product as uncharacterized. Bases 307 to 1755 code for a protein of 482 amino acids. The transcript is spliced from 5 exons. The record is from RefSeq and is a predicted model, not a curated record. Lineage: Eukaryota; Metazoa; Arthropoda; Insecta; Lepidoptera; Pyralidae.
UAUCUGACAUAGUGGUGGUGGUAGCUAGCGCUAGCGGCAAUGUGUUCGAUAAUUCUGUACAUUAGUUUGCUUCAACUCGCGACGCCGAGCGCCGCGACGCUGUAUAUACAAUCAUUUGCUUUCAUACUCACGAAAACAAACACUGUUAUUAUCUAACUUGAUAAAAGCAUUACAACACGUUAUCAGCGACGAUAUCAAACCUGCUAGUGAACCAACCAACGAUAUCAUACCAACCUACUGAUAAAUUGCAAAGUGCUUCGUUGUGUAUUAUGUAAAAAUCUGUAUAGUGACCCUCUGGAGACAAUUAUGGCUACCACUGCAGGUGCUCGCAAGACGAUCUCUAUCUACAACUACCCUGACCAUCUAAACCCCUUUCGGGAGGAGGACAACCAUAAUAAGAUCAGAUUUUGGACUAUAAACAGAAAACUCACCAGAUCGAACAGCAUCAGUUUUUCUGGAUUUAAGGACAUCAGAAACUCAUGGAGUUUACGGUCAUUUAUGAAGAAAGGAAAGAAAGAGCCGCCACAAGAAAAAGAUAUUAAGCCCCGCAACACAUCGGUGAACGGUGCCAACGGUGGUAUUGAGUAUAGAAGAAAUUUUCAAAAUACAUCAACGAAUCCAGCCCGUACCACCAUAGGAGCAGCAGAGAGAGCUGAUCGGUACGUGUAUGGUGGUUCCAUGACGCCCCUACCACGCUCCCGGUUCCAAGAACGCCUGCGCAGCUCUAGCAACUAUGAAGUCAACACGCCUAGUGGCACACCUCGCAUGGCUCGCAGUGAAAUAUCAGGCUCGCGGACGAGCGUAGGGAGUACAAAUCCGUUUGAUGAAGACGAACCAAUUCCACCCGUGAGAGCACCACGCCGUAAAAAGCGUACUGCUCCCUUGCCACCAAGGGCCGCAGUCACUGCUGAUAUUUCGGUAAAGAAUGAAACAUCAGUCAAUGAAAAACAAAAACCCAAUGCUGACGAUGAUUUAGACGAUAUAAACUGUAACAUUGAAUUAAAAAUUGUUGAAGACGAAGACCUAAACAAGAAGAUACAGGAAUUUACUGCAUCUGAGAGCAUUAAAGAAGAAUCCAACAAGGAACCUCAUACGGGUACUUCCGUAAAUAGUCAAGCCUUAGAAAAAGAUGCCGAUAUAACACAAAUUAACAAGCCAAAAACACAGCAAAAUACCGAAGACACAAUAAGACAUGCAGAUUCAAAUGAUGACAUUCUUAAUAAUACGGAAUUUGCCAAAGUAAACAUUGUAAAAUACAGAAGAAAUUCAAGCAUUAAUGAAGACGACAUUAAGCUGAGACGAGGAAACUUGGAAGACUUUCAUGCACUCUCCAAUAAAAGAAGCAAGAGCCUCACGAAUACAUCGGACGAUAGUUAUGUACAUUACGAUAUAAAUUUAAACGACGAUAAACUAUAUAUUGAUGAUAAUGGGAACGACGGACCGCAAAAAGUAGUAUGCAAAGUGUAUGAAAAUACUUCAAGGAAACAAAGCGUUGGCGCAAUUUCAAACACCGAAAAAGAAUUUAUGGAAAUCGAUGAAGCCACUAGAAAUCUUGAAAGAGAAAUAAGUAAACUUAAUACAGCACUUGCUGAUGAUGUACAAUUUACUGUACAAAAGCGGGCGUCCUCAGAUACAAAGCAAUUAUCUGAUAAGAACGACAUUUCAUCCCCAAAUCCAAUACCAAAACCGAGAAGAAGUCAUCAUGGGGACAUUAGUUGGUCAAUAAGUAACGAAAAUGGCAACAUCUAUACUUAAGCUACAAUUAUAAACAAACACAAAAA